Eruca vesicaria subsp. sativa (arugula) is the source of this 1314-nucleotide messenger RNA. The record is from the annotation of a GenBank genome assembly. NCBI's taxonomy places the organism in Eukaryota, Viridiplantae, Streptophyta, Magnoliopsida, Brassicales, Brassicaceae.
UUUCGAUGACCCUUCCUUCCUCUACAUAUUAAGCCUGAAAAAAAUUAUACAUGUUGUAGUAGUAGUACUAAACUUAACUAAGCAAAAAAAUGGGAGUUCCAUCUCCUGAUUUCCGAGCUCCUCCUCCUUCUCCCGUGGCAUCCAGCCGACGGUCCUCCUUCACAGCCAAUGAAGACAUCCUCUCAGAGUUCUUGGAUAAGUGUGGUCGAGUCCCAAAUCUUGUAUUGCCCGACAAAGUCUUCCCCAGACACAGAUUCCUUGUGAACCCUCCCACCUUUGAUUUCCUCCGGUUAGGCUCCUCUUCGUUCCUCCUCAUGGAUGCCAUCGAUACCAUCGGUUGUUUUCAGCUCAUCAAUCACGGUGUUCCCGAGGCUAAGGUGAGAGCCGCUGCUGACAAAACCAUUUUCCAAGAUGAGACAGAUGAGGAGUUCGUUUUUUAUAAAGAUGUGGAUGAUGCUUGUAAUUCAGAUUUGAGGGAGUUGAUGGGGGAGGCAGAGAGGAUAGGGAAGGCCAUUAGAGAAAAGUUAGGAGGGAGAAGCCAAGAGGAAGAAGAAGAAGAAAAAGAAGGUGUAGGGGUUUGCUACGUGAAGAAGCAUACUAAUAGUCAAAUCGAAUCACAAGGGUGGGAAGAGGAAGAAGCAAUAAGGAUGCUGAUAAGAGGGUAUGAUGAAAGACAUUCUUUGUGCCUCAACUUCUGCCAUGCAGAGUUCCAUGUCUAUUCCAAAAGAGGUUGGUUCUCCUUCUCCCCGCGUCCAGAUGCGGUCGUGGUGACGGUUGGCGAUCAAGGCUGGAGCGGGAGGUUUAAAUCUGUUGUGGGGAGGCCUCUUCUUCACAGAUCAGCUCAUGCAUCUCUUCCUCGUCAUGUCGUUUCUAUCUCCUUCCUCUACACUGCUACUACUACUACUAGUACUACUACGACGACUACUCUUCUCAGUGAUGCCGCAAUAAUUACUCAUCAUCAGGAGAAGAAUACCAUUUCCAUCUACCAACAGCUCUUCGUUGCUCUUAUUCUCACACUCCUCCUCCCUUUCUUCUUUACUUGAUCAUUUCACACUUCUUGCUUCUUUUUUUUUUGGAACAUGUCUUGCUUCCUUUUUAUUUUCCUUUAUAAACAAGUGUGUCAAACUCCUUUUAGCCUUUAAUCCAUCAAACCAAUAUUCCACAUUUCCAUGCCCAACCAUCUUUGGACUAUUUACUGUGCAAAUGUGAGUUGGUAUGGUAGAUACUUGAGAGUUGAAACUAACAAUCAGUAGCAUUGGGCGUUAGAAACAUAUACUCAUUUGUUCACAACAAGGAAGCUUACCGUGUAUAUGU